This is a messenger RNA of Enhydra lutris kenyoni (northern sea otter), 4446 nucleotides long. RefSeq names its product sarcolemma associated protein (gene SLMAP). The record is from RefSeq and is a predicted model, not a curated record. The coding region runs from base 14 to 2542 and encodes 842 amino acids. Gene Ontology annotation, biological process: protein localization to plasma membrane; regulation of voltage-gated sodium channel activity; regulation of membrane depolarization during cardiac muscle cell action potential. NCBI's taxonomy places the organism in Eukaryota, Metazoa, Chordata, Mammalia, Carnivora, Mustelidae. Gene Ontology annotation, molecular function: protein binding. The transcript has 24 exons.
CAGUCUGUCCUCGAUGCCGUCAGCCUUGGCCAUCUUCACUUGCCGCCCGAACUCGCACCCGUUUCAGGAGCGCCAUGUCUACCUGGACGAACCCAUUAAAAUCGGCCGCUCAGUGGCCCGCUGUCGACCAGCGCAGAAUAAUGCUACCUUUGAUUGCAAAGUGCUGUCAAGGAAUCAUGCUCUCGUCUGGUUUGAUCACAAGACGGGCAAGUUUUAUCUCCAAGACACUAAAAGUAGUAACGGUACCUUUAUAAAUAGCCAGAGAUUGAGUCGAGGCUCUGAAGAAAGUCCACCAUGUGAAAUUCUUUCUGGUGACAUUAUCCAGUUUGGGGUAGAUGUAACGGAGAACACACGGAAAGUUACCCAUGGGUGUAUUGUUUCCACAAUAAAACUUUUUCUACCAGAUGGUAUGGAAGCCCGACUCCGCUCAGAUGUCAUCCAUGCUCCAUUACCAAGUCCUGUUGACAAAGUUGCUGCUAACACUCCAAGUAUGUACUCUCAGGAACUAUUCCAGCUUUCUCAGUAUCUACAGGAGGCCUUACAUCGGGAACAGAUGUUGGAACAGAAGUUAGCCACACUUCAGCGGCUACUAGCCAUCACCCAAGAGGCUUCAGAUACCAGUUGGCAGGCUUUAAUAGAUGAAGAUAGACUCUUAUCACGGUUAGAAGUUAUGGGAAACCAAUUACAGGCAUGCUCCAAAAAUCAAACAGAAGAUAGUUUACGGAAGGAACUUAUAGCAUUACAGGAGGACAAACACAACUACGAGACGACAGCCAAAGAGUCCCUGAGGCGGGUUCUUCAGGAGAAAAUUGAAGUGGUUAGAAAACUUUCAGAAGUUGAGCGAAGUCUGAGUAAUACUGAAGAUGAAUGUACACAUCUUAAAGAAAUGAAUGAACGGACUCAGGAAGAAUUAAGAGAAUUAGCCAAUAAAUAUAAUGGAGCAGUUAAUGAAAUUAAAGAUUUAUCUGAUAAAUUAAAGGUAGCAGAGGGAAAACAAGAAGAAAUCCAACAGAAGGGACAAGCUGAGAAAAAAGAAUUACAACAUAAAAUAGAUGAAAUGGAAGAAAAAGAACAGGAGCUCCAGGCAAAAAUAGAAGCUUUGCAAGCUGAUAAUGACUUCACCAAUGAAAGGCUAACAGCUUUACAAGUACGGUUAGAACAUCUUCAGGAGAAAACUCUUAAAGAAUGCAGCAGUUUAGGGAUACAAGUUGAUGACUUCUUACCUAAAAUAAAUGGGAGCACAGAAAAAGAGCACUUGCUUUCAAAGAGUGGCGGGGACUGCACUUUUAUUCAUCAAUUCAUAGAAUGCCAGAAGAAGCUGAUCGUCGAGGGGCAUCUAACCAAAGUGGUAGAAGAAACAAAGCUUUCAAAAGAAAACCAGGCAAAAGCAAAAGAAUCUGAUUUGUCAGAUACUCUGAGUCCAAGCAAGGAAAAAAGUAGUGACGACACUACAGACGCCCAAAUGGAUGAGCAAGACUUAAAUGAACCUCUUGCUAAAGUGUCUCUAUUAAAAGAUGACUUGCAGGGUGCACAGUCAGAAAUUGAGGCAAAACAAGAAAUUCAGCAUCUUCGCAAGGAAUUGAUUGAAGCCCAGGAACUAGCUAGAGCAAGUAAACAAAAAUGCUUUGAACUUCAAGCUCUUUUGGAAGAAGAAAGAAAAGCCUAUCGAAAUCAAGUUGAAGAAUCCAGUAAACAAAUACAGGUUCUUCAAGCCCAACUACAGAGGUUACACAUCAAUAUUGAGAAUCUCCGGGAGGAGAAGGACAGUGAAAUCACAAGCACUAGAGAUGAACUGCUUAGUGCUCGAGAUGAAAUUUUGCUUCUUCAUCGAGCAGCAGAAAAGGCUGCCUCUGAGCGGGACACUGACAUUGCCUCGUUACAAGAAGAGCUUCAGAAGGUGCGAGCUGAGCUUGAGCGGUGGCGGAAAGCAGCGUCUGAAUAUGAGAAAGAAAUCGCAAGUCUGCAAAAUAGUUUUCAGCUUCGAUGUCAGCAGUGUGAGGACCAGCAGAGAGAGGAAGCAACAAGGCUACAAAGUGAACUAGAGAAGUUGAAAAAGGAAUGGAAUGUAUUGGAAACCGAAUGCCAUUCUCUAAAAAAGGAAAAUGUUUUGUUAUCAUCAGAACUGCAGCGGCAAGAAAAAGAAUUGCACAAUUCUCAGAAGCAGAGUUUAGAGCUUACCAGUGAUCUCAGCAUCCUUCAACUGACUAGGAAACAGCUUGAGAAUCAAGUGGGAUCCUUGAAAGAACAGCAUCUUCGGGAUUCAGCUGAUUUAAAAACGCUUCUCAGUAAGGCUGAAAACCAAGCAAAGGAUGUACAGAAAGAGUAUGAAAAGACACAGACUGUACUCUCAGAACUGAAGUUGAAGUUUGAAAUGACUGAGCAGGAAAAACAAUCAAUCACAGAUGAGCUCAAACAAUGUAAAGACAACCUGAAGCUGCUCCGAGAAAAAGGAAAUAAUCCUUCCAUAUUACAACCCGUCCCAGCCGUAUUCAUCGGCCUAUUCCUGGCUUUCCUGUUUUGGUGUUUCGGUCCAUUGUGGUAGAGAAAGAAACCCUGGCCCUGGAUGCCCAUGUUGGCUGCCCUGGUUGCGGUGACAGCCAUCGUGCUGUACGUGCCAGGUCUGGCCAGAGCGUCUCCAUGAGAGCGUUUCUUGAGUCCGUACACCGUCCUCCCUUUAGAAGCUGGCAUCACACUCAUGCUGGGGACAAACAGAACCAUUUUCUUCCUUUUUACCUCUUAAGACAGCAGAAGUACAAGAAUACAGCUGUAGGGUCAUUGCUUUAAAUUAUAUAAAAUGUAUCUAUCUAUAAAGAGGAUAUAAAAUUGUGACUUUAUUCUACUGUAAGCAAUAAUUUGCUUGCAAUUUUUCAUGUAAUUUUUAAAUUAGUAUGUUGAGAUUCUGAAUAUUAUGGUGGCCUAAAGUAGGCUUCUUGGUACACCAAAUUAUUUAUAACAUUAAAUUUAUGGGUAUUUUACUCUGAAUUCUAAUGGCCAGAUAAUUCAUUUUUCUGAUUCGAAAACUACCCAAACCAAACAACCAGUACAUACAUGGGAAGAGAGGCCCUGUGUGCUCAGUGCCUAUCAGUUUGAAAUAUAUACACAUAUAUAUAUAUUUUUUACAUAUUUACGCCAUUUUUACUUGUUAUAAAACCACUGAGCUAUUGGGAACAAGACUUAGAGACAACUAUUUGUGUGGAUUUUCUUUCUUUCUUUCUUUCUUUCUUUCUUUUUUUAAGGAGAAAUACACUUGGAAAAUAUUCUGUUCUAGUGAUAAUUUGGGGAAUAUGUGCACGCUUGUUCAGCCUUAAUGUGACUUGACAAUGUGGAGGACAUCAACUUUGAAAAACUUUCCAUGAGAGUGUGUAUUUUCUUGAGCAAACUGAAGUAUUUCUGGGAGCAAAAACAGUUCUACAAUUUCAGUGCAGUAAACCAAACUGUUGAGUCAAUUGGAAUGUAAUUUAUUAAACCUCAUGUAUUUAAAGAGAUAUUUUCUUUAAAAGCCAAGUUACUUUCUCAUAUACAGCAUUUUAGGAAGCAUGAUUUUUUUUUUCUAUCAUCUCUUCCUCCAAGCAUGUUUAAUUGAAGAAAGAAUUAAUAUCUCUUUAGAUAAGCUUUUACUGACUUAAUUUGGUUAUGAUAUUUCAAAGCUAAUUCAUGUUCAAGGUGAGCUGUUGUUACCUACCAACAGAUUUCCUGGUCGGGUAUGCAAACGGUUAUUUUCUUUUUACUGUUGUUAAUUGGGACUUUCUGUUUAUGAGAAGCAUUAUUCCCAAGAUUAAUAGUGUUCCAUGCACAGUGCGGCACCUAAACACUGCUUGAUGUUAUAAAUUUAAAACACAGAAGUGACAGUUUAGCUAUGGUUUUGUGCGGCACCACAGUUAUGUCAAUAAAAUUUUUUUAGGUCAUAGAAUAUCCUAAAGUAUCACAUAGUUAAAUUUUUCAGUCAAUGAAGACUGGGAGGGAAUGUCAGUGAAUUGGCUUGAUUGUUCUGUGGCAAUCCACAGGCCUAGCCAAAUGUUGAAAUAGAAGUUUAGGAUAUAAUUUGCCUUGUGAUGUUUGGCAGUCGUUGUUUAUACUUUAAAGGUUAUAUUUUAUGCUAUUUGGGAUUUGCUGUUGGGAGGAUCACUAGAUUUAUGGAGGAAUUAGUCACAAACGACUUGUAGAAAAUGCUGUCAUAUAGUUCAUUUCAUCAUUUUCUGUUGCAGGAAGCCACUCCACCACAGAAUGCUAAUAUGCCAGUGGUACCCAGUACCUCUUGUAUAUAGGUUAUUGCAAAUAUUGUUCUGAAAUGCUUAACUUCAGAAUUACAUUUUUUAAAGUAAAUAAUUGUUUUAAAUCUAUUUUGUAAAGAUAUAAAGUACAAUAGAAUUUCUGGAGUACAGAUUAAACUAUUUGCACUAACACACGUGAUGUGCAUGAUUUAAUAAAAUAACUUUACUCUCCCUA